AUGGCAGCUGGCAGUGGUCCUAAAUCCUUAGCAGGACAAGAUUCACGUAAGGUGCAUUGGACAGUUGGGCACGCGACGUCAGCAAUUUUAUCUCGUACUGCGUCAGUGAAAGCGGUUGAAGAGACGAGGAAGCAAGUGUACUUAAAGGACAUCAAACAGGAUGGGGAACUGAAAGGGUUUGUCAUGUUUAUGCGGUCAAGGUUGUCGGUCUUGCCGGUGUCGGAGAAGGUGUGGGAGAUGGUUUGUGAAUUGGGAAAUGCGUUCCAAGGGGAUGGCUUUGACAUCGGGAAGGAUGAUGCAGAGGUUUAA
Messenger RNA from Hibiscus syriacus, 309 nucleotides. RefSeq lists its product as uncharacterized. Bases 1 to 309 code for a protein of 102 amino acids. Gene Ontology annotation, cellular component: nucleus. Lineage: Eukaryota; Viridiplantae; Streptophyta; Magnoliopsida; Malvales; Malvaceae. The transcript is spliced from 2 exons. The record is from RefSeq and is a predicted model, not a curated record.